Molecule: messenger RNA, 1396 nt
Organism: Xenopus laevis (African clawed frog)
Lineage: Eukaryota; Metazoa; Chordata; Amphibia; Anura; Pipidae
Gene: med29.L
Product: mediator complex subunit 29 L homeolog
Biological process (GO): regulation of transcription by RNA polymerase II
Cellular component (GO): nucleus; mediator complex
Molecular function (GO): transcription coregulator activity
Source: RefSeq, marked provisional
UUUGUUGUGCAGUGUAAUGGCGAUGUUGCUGAACCAGGCUCAGCCUCCCCAGACUCGGGACGGUGGCGGAACGCAAGGCGCUUCCCUUGGCCCUGGGGUUCCAGUUGGGCAACAGCAGCUCGGCCUUCAGCAACAACAGCAGGAUUUUGACCCGGUGCAAAGAUACAGGAUGCUUAUCCCUCAGUUGAAGGAAAGUCUGCAGAACCUCAUGAAGAUAGCAGCCCAGAACCUUGCGCAGAACACAAACAUUGAUAAUGGCCAGAAAAGUGCAGAUGGGCCAGUGCAGAGGUUUGACAAAAGCCUGGAGGAGUUUUAUGCCCUAUGUGACCAAAUGGAGCUUUGUCUACGACUUGCCUACGAGUGCCUCUCCCAGAGCUAUGACAGCGCAAAGCAUUCACCUACAUUGGUGCCUACAGCCACUAAACCUGAUGCAGUACAGACCGAAAGCCUACCUUAUACCCAGUAUUUGAGCAUGAUCAAAUCACAGAUAUCUUGUGCCAAAGACAUACACAAUGCACUUCUUGAGUGUUCGAAAAAGAUAAUGGGAAAGACUCCGAACACACAAGGUGGACUUUGACUUCUACUGACUGCUCACCAAUAUGCAGCGGGUUACUGUAUAACCGUUGUAUCUCAGAAGGACCCUCUCGUAAUUUGGAAUUUACAUUUUGUUUGUUUUAAAAAAUAUAAUCCUUGAAUUCUUAAGGUUUAAUAUAGUCUGACCUGUUUUUGUUAUUCACAUAUACAACUCAGAAGAUGAAAAUCUAGUCACCAUCGCCCUUCUUUGCACUCCCACAUGUUUUAGGAAUGCUUGCCCUGUUCAACAGUAAGCAUAGCCAGUCAAGCUGACAAUACAUAAUUACAUCUAAUAAAAGCCUUCUAUAAUCCCCUGCAAGAGGUAAGUAAAUAAUUAUUUAAAAAUUAAAUAAUUAUAAAUUUAAAAAAAGUGCGUGUUUCUUUUUGUAAGAAAAUUAGCCCUUGGAAAUGGCUGACACAGCUGAAUUAACAUGCUGUCUGUAUUUGCUCUGUUGGGAAAAGCCUGAUAUCACCAGUGCCCUGUCAUUUAGUUUAAUGGUAACUGCCUGUCGUGAGCAUUUUUGGCCCAAUUUGCAUUGACCGCAAGGUGUGAUAUUCGUUUUAACAGUGCCUUGUACUCAGCCGUUCAGAAAUAGCUGGUCAUUCUUUCCCAGCUGUUGUGCCUUGUCUUUCUAUGCCCUGCAGUAAGGUGCAGCUUCUAGAAAAAAAAAAACAGGUGUUUACAUAUUACCUGUGAUAUUUUAUUUAUUUAAAAGGUACACUGCCUGAAAAAAAAGUGUUUUCUUUGCAAUAGGACGUGCAUCAGAAGUCUUCAACAUGUGAACCCAUUUUAUUUACAUUUGGCUAUACAAAAUGUGAACUU